Striga hermonthica is the source of this 426-nucleotide messenger RNA. NCBI's taxonomy places the organism in Eukaryota, Viridiplantae, Streptophyta, Magnoliopsida, Lamiales, Orobanchaceae. The record is from the annotation of a GenBank genome assembly.
AUGGGAUCCAUUAUGUCCAGCGUCCUCGGCGGAGAAGCAGCGGCGGCGGAAUCAACCGCCGGCGAGUCGUCUGGACCGUCGCGAGUCCUCGCCUUUCACUCGUCUCAUCGAUGGCAGUUCCACCACAACUCUUGCAAGCAAUUGAAUAAACUGGUGGUGGUGGAUUUCUCCGCCACAUGGUGUGGGCCGUGCAAGAUGAUGGAACCGUUCUUCAAUGGAUUGUCCGCUAAAUACACUGACGUUGACUUUGUCAAAAUCGAUGUUGAUGAACUCUCUGAUGUGGCACGCGAGUAUGAAGUUCAGGCCAUGCCGACAUUCGUAUUACUAAAGCAAGGGAAAGUAGUCGAGAGGGUCAUUGGAGCCAAGAAAGAUGAGCUUGAGAAUAAGAUCCUCAAGCACAGGGAAGCUCCUAAAUUUGCUGCCUAA